AUGCCUAGAUUGCACAGCAAGGAUAUUCACGAUAGACUACAAAUUUUAAUUAGGAAACGACUCUUUUCACAUGCAAUAAAAAUGGCUAAGUUGGAGUCUAGACCAAGCGGUGAGAUUGAGGAGAUACACCGUAUCCAUGCAGACUGGCUUUAUGAACGUGGUAAAUACAAGGAGGCUGUUGAAGCAUACUGUUCUGCUGGUUCGUCGGUUGAACCGGCACAUAGACAUUUGGAAGCAGUCACAGAGAGAAUUAGAGAAGCACUUAAGGAAUGUAGAGCUUCUAGAGGGUUUGAGUUUGCAAAGCACGUUGCUUUAGCUCUCAAGGAUGAGGAAGAGUAUAUAUCUAUUUUAAUCGAGGACUUUUCUGAUUAUGAAAAGGCCAUGGAAGCCCUAAAGGGCGCAAACGAUGAAGUUUGUUGUAAUAUAAUAUUAAGACACGGAAGACAGCUCAUGAAGUAUGAUGAAAGUGCAUUGGAGGCUCUAAUCAGUCGCAUAAAUACUUCAAUGUCAGAGUACAAUAUGAAUGUUUAUGAUGUAUUUUUACCGGUAUUUACCAUGGACACUGCCUUUCUUUCAAAAAUGGUUGGAUUUGAUGGAAAGGGACUUUCACUAUACACCUUUGCAACGAGGUUACAGAUUCUAUUGGAGGGUCUUCAACAGGCAGAUUCAUCCGAAGUUAAGAGCGCAAGAUCAUAUGAAGGAGCUACAGAUGGGAGAUUCCCCGAAAAAAGUGCGCGUUCGCACACACUCUCACAUGCAGAUAGUACAGUGUAUGGUCACGGAGAGGGAAUGAUGAGUAUGGAAACAAUCGUAAAUACAACUCGGACGGAACAAGAUACUUCUAGAUCAGAUCAACCAGAAGCGUCUAAUGCCUUAUCAGUAGACAUUAUGCAAGAUAAGAUAUGGAGACUCUUAAACAGCAGCACACAGACAUUGUAA
This is a messenger RNA of Theileria equi strain WA, 939 nucleotides long. RefSeq lists its product as hypothetical. The coding region runs from base 1 to 939 and encodes 312 amino acids. Gene Ontology annotation, molecular function: protein-macromolecule adaptor activity. Gene Ontology annotation, biological process: endosome organization; vacuole organization; organelle fusion. The transcript is spliced from 2 exons. Lineage: Eukaryota; Apicomplexa; Aconoidasida; Piroplasmida; Theileriidae. Gene Ontology annotation, cellular component: endosome; HOPS complex. The record is from RefSeq and is a predicted model, not a curated record.